UUACUAAUUGAUUGCUUAUUACAGGAAUGCACUUGUGUAAAAUGCACAAUAAACGCAAACAGAUUCAGCGACGUGCACUUGCACGCGGAAAUAGAACAGCUGCGUCAAAAAUUAAAGGAAAAAGAAAAUUAUAUUGUGAAAAUAGAGACACAGUAUUUAAAGGAGGUUGAUAAAUUUCCUAAUGGGAAGCUUGCGUCGAUGAAGAUAGACCUGAGGCUAUCUGAGGAGAAACAUGCUCGGCUGAUGGAGGCACAGAAGAGGAUGCUUAAAGUCAAUCAAAACCUUGAAGACAAGCUACUGAAACUUGUUGAUAAAUGUGAGACUGAGAAGAGUGCCUUUAUUAAGGACAUUGCAACCCUGUCACAUCGUUUAGCUGAUGCUAAUUUGACGAUCCAUAGCUUAUCUCAAGACAAUGCGAGAUAUAGAGCUGACAUGAACUUGGCUAUUCAAUCGCUACAGUGCAAGCCAUCCAAUUUUGUCGGACAGAAAUAUGACUCUCUACCCAUAGAAGUGCAGUCGAGAGUAAAGCAUUACAUGAGUCAAAAGCGUCGUUCGAGUGAUCAGUCACAAUCGGAUGUGAAGAGCAUUACCGUGCCAAUAUCAACAUUUCCCCCGACGGCGAUGGUGUAUAACAUCACCAAAACAAACCCAGACAAGCACAGCGAUGACGAGAGCGACGACGGCAAACCGCAAAUAGACGUUGUCUCAGCUGCAAUUAUGGCCAAAGUCUUGGAGGAUCGGGAGCGAGAACGUAUCCUCGCAAAACAUUGUUCCACGAUAGAAAUUCCGGUUGACAAUAUAGUAAUACCUAAAUCACAGGGUCAAGUUAAUCCAGUUGAUAUAAUCAACGAGCGUAUAUGGAAAAAUAAUUGGACCAAAUCGAAAUUGAAUUCUCCUCAAUUAGAAUCUACAAAUGUACUCUUAAAUUCAAAUAGUAAGAGUGACAUUCAUUUGGAUGUUAUUAAUGAACGAAUUUGGAAAACAGAACCUCGUAAUAAUAAUAAUAAUAAUAAUAAUAAUAAUAAUAAUAAUAAUAUUAAUAAUAAUAAUAUUAAUAGUCAUAAUAAUCACAGCAAUCAAGUGACUGUAAUUGAAGUAUCAAAUGAAGAAAGCGCUAAUCAAACCCCGGAUUUUGCAGCAAGCCCGAGUUUCAGCAACGACAGUGUCCUGAUGUCCAGCUCUGAGCCCUCCAGCAGCUCGAGUGACCUGGUCCAGAUAAACAACGAGAAGCGGCGAUUACUCAACCCGGUAAGUAAAGGUGAUCGGGUUAUUGGCCCGAGGAACUGUUUGAUGCGUGUCAGUCGCGAGGGGUCAAAAAAUAUUUUACUAGACAAUGCUGGACAAUAUCAAACAGUGCUCUACACGAGCUCGGGAAGCGGCAGUGGAAGUGCCAAUCAAACAAAUACUGCUCUUGUACACAAUCUCGCAAAGUCAACACGCUCUGGGAGAUCUCUGUCGACCAGCAGCGAAGAGGCUCUUCCUAUUUUUGUUUCUGGUAAAAAAGGGAUUGCUAAUGAAUUAGUUGUAAAAACUCAUGUGAUUGAUAAAAAAAAUGUGUCUGGUAUUAAAAAAAAUUUAGAGCAUAUUGUCAAUGAGCAAGUUAAAGAUUUGAUUUGUUUUGACUCGACAAAUGAGGAUGAUGGUGAUGAAGAUGAAAGGAGAGGAGGAGGAGGAGGAGGAGUUAAAAGUAGGAGAAGUAGCAAUGAAAAAAAAAUUGAUUGCGAAGUUAAGAUUACCAAAGAAAUGGAGGAAACUUAUUUAAAACUAGCUGCCAGUCUUGAUCCGCGUGCGCUCCGUUUGCCUACAAGCGUCAAUGCGGAUCUGACAAUUGAAAAGUAUCGCAAAGAUCACAAAAAAAUAAAUAUGCAGAAGAGUGAUAAGUCGGAAGCCAACACAUAA
Cotesia congregata is the source of this 1899-nucleotide messenger RNA. The record is from the annotation of a GenBank genome assembly. NCBI's taxonomy places the organism in Eukaryota, Metazoa, Arthropoda, Insecta, Hymenoptera, Braconidae.